CAACAACUCAAAGUCACACUCUCAUAAUCUAAUGAACUGGUGCAUGAUACCCUUUUGAUGUGUUUCUCGUUUGGCGUUGGGUUUUUGUAAUUGUUUUUUUCCUCUUAAAUUCUUUUCGUGUAGCCCAUCAUGGCCUCCUCGUUCAUUACCCGCGCAACCUCAGACUCGCGGUUCCAGUUUGCUGCUACGGCAUUGCUGUCUGGAGCUGUCGCUGCGGGCGCAAUCCUUGGCUAUCAACGAGUAGCCAAAGAGGAACGCCUGUCCAGGCUGAAAAGCUCCAUUCCCGCUCCUGAUGAAGAUGGCGACAUGUCGAGAAGCCAACAGCUUACCGACUUCGGCGCAACACUCCCAACGAAUCCGGACAAGGAAGACCUACGGAACGCAGCAUUAGCGCGUCGGGCCAUGGCGGGUGACUACGAUGAGGAGCUGAUACUGGAGCAACUGGCGCGCAAUGCCGUCUUCCUCGGCGACGAGGGCAUGGCCAAGCUGCGCCGCUCGUUCGUCGUGGUCGUCGGCUGCGGUGGCGUGGGCUCGCACUGCGCCACCUCCCUGGCGCGCUCCGGCGUCGGUCGCAUCCGCCUCAUCGACUUUGACAACGUCUCCCUCUCGUCCCUGAACCGACACGCCGUGGCCACGCUGGCCGACGUCGGCACCCAAAAGACGGCCUGCCUCAAGAGGCGCCUCGUGGCCAUCGCACCCUGGAUUCGCUUCGACCUGUGCACCGAAAAGUUUGACGCCGAGGCUGAGGAGAGGUUGCUGGGCCCGUGGGCGGAGGACGGCGCUAAGCCCGACUUUGUGGUGGACGCCAUCGAUAACAUCGAGACCAAGGUCGAGCUGCUGCGGUACUGCCACGAGCAUAAGAUCCCCGUCAUCUCGUCUAUGGGUGCCGCGUGCAAGGGCGACCCGACCCGCGUCAUGGUCGGAGACGUCGGCGUGAGCACCGACGAUCCCCUCUCGCGCGCUACCAGGCGCAGGCUUAAGCUGCUGGGCAUUACGAGCGGCAUCCCCGUCGUGUUUUCGACGGAGCAGAGGGGCGAGGGCAAGGCGGAGCUCCUGCCGUUGUCCGAGGAGGAGUUCCAGAAGGGGUCGGUGGGCGACCUCGGUGUGUUGCCGGACUUUAGGGUGCGGAUCCUGCCGGUGCUGGGCACCAUGCCGGCUGUCUUUGGCUACACUGCCGCGAAUCACGUCAUUCUCAGUAUAACAGGAUACCCGACAGACUACGCUCCAGGCAAAGCCCGCGACAAGCUUUACGAUCAGGCCUUGGCAUCCCUCCAAGGGAGCGAGGCCAAGUUGGUUCGCAGUUUCAACGGUGGCAACGCCGACAUCGUGGUCGGUCUACGGACGCCUCUGAGCCCCGGCGACAUUGCCUUCAUGAUCGAAGAGGUCUUCCGUGGGAGGAGUGUCAUCACGGGCAUCGCGACGCGUCUCGUCCUCGUGCGGUGGAGGAGGCCGGCGACCGACCCCUUGAUGGUGAUCGAGGGCGCACCCGAUGAGGACGGCCCGCAAAAGUCGGCACCGGCGCCACAGAAGUCGACGCGUCUGAGACUGAGCGACCUCGUGUGCAUGACCAAGGACGAGGCCAUGGUGCACCUGAGGGAGGUACUCCUCGGCGGCAAGCAGCCCGAGGAAAUGUAUGACGCCGAGACAGUGGAGCGUGUGAACAUGAGGCUGAGCGAAGCGGCCGGCUACGAAAAGUUCAGAUAGAGUAGGCGGCGAAGCAUCAAAGGUACUUUUGCUUCCAAUUUUCCUGAUGCUGCUACCCUCGAUAGCGACUAUCUCCACGAGCAAAAGAAAAUAAAUACAAAUAGAGAGCCCGAGACCCGUGCGAACUGGCGUGGCCCACCCAUCCAACUGGACCAAGCAAAACAAGGCCGCCAUCAUAAGCCUGCAGAUGGCAGUCAUUUCCACGAUAUCAUCAAGGAAGCCCACACACAAUAAAAUAGCAAACAGCUUUGCGGGACAUGGGGUAUUAGCAACGCGGAAACCGGCUAUUCUAUAAGAAGGCCGAGAAAAAAGACAUCGGCGGCGGGGAGGUUCAACUUACCACAGCUUAUGCCCAGAGUGGGUAUCACGACUAAGGGAUCGCAAUCACGCUCGCAUUGCUUUGGGGUGCAUUUGGGUCUUCUUCCAAGCUUCCGUUUCCGUCCGCCCUUUUUUUUCCUCCUGUCGGCCCGAGGUAGCCCGCGCGCCGUAAGCUCGUCCAUGGUCUCCAGCUCCGUGGUUGUCAAAUUUGAAGUUGCUGGCUCCGUGAUUGUUGCAAAGGUGACCGCCGACGCUUCGGUCGACGCUUUCGGCACCGUGAGGCCGUUGCCGAGUAUGGCCAGGGCGAUGACGGUGGCGGCAGCGGUGGUGAUGCCGGGGAUCUUCAUCUUUGUGGAAAACCCUAGGAGCUUUGGGGAUAUUGGUGCUUUGUCAGGACUGGAUUUGGUCGACUGGCAAACACUGCCAAGCAGAGUGAACAGGCAGGUUUGAUGUGGAGAGUGCGUACUUUUUUGGUGAGGACGAGGAGCGCUGAAGCCAAGGAUGAGAAAUGGAGAGAGUCCGUGUUUUGUUGCUUGUUCUGACCAGAGAAAAUGUGCCGAACCCCCAAGUUUGAGUUAAUAAAUAAAGAGAAAGGCUGGUUCUAGUGCGCCGUGAUGGUCACCAUAUAUGCCUCUUCUGCAGGUCUUUUUAGUACAUUCAACAUUCGAG
This is a messenger RNA of Pyricularia grisea, 2691 nucleotides long. RefSeq lists its product as uncharacterized. Gene Ontology annotation, cellular component: mitochondrial outer membrane. Bases 130 to 1704 code for a protein of 524 amino acids. Lineage: Eukaryota; Fungi; Ascomycota; Sordariomycetes; Magnaporthales; Pyriculariaceae. The transcript has 3 exons. Gene Ontology annotation, biological process: cyclic threonylcarbamoyladenosine biosynthetic process. Gene Ontology annotation, molecular function: ubiquitin-like modifier activating enzyme activity; tRNA threonylcarbamoyladenosine dehydratase activity. The record is from RefSeq and is a predicted model, not a curated record.